Molecule: messenger RNA, 1057 nt
Organism: Oenanthe melanoleuca
Lineage: Eukaryota; Metazoa; Chordata; Aves; Passeriformes; Muscicapidae
Product: selenoprotein W-like
Exons: 5
Biological process (GO): response to selenium ion
Cellular component (GO): cytosol
Source: RefSeq, a predicted model, not a curated record
CCCCGCGCAUGCGCAGUUGCCGCCAUGGCGCCGCUCCGAGUCCAUGUCCUUUACUGCGGAGCCUGAGGCUACAAACCCAAGUUUGAGAAGCUGAAGCAGGAGCUGGAGCGGCGCUUCCCGGGAGCCCUGGCCGUGACCGGCCAGGGCACCCCGGAAGUGACCGGGUGGUUCGAGGUGACCGUGGGGACGCACCUGGUGCACUCCAAAAAGAACGGCGAUGGCUUCGUGGACAGCGACUCCAAACUGCACAGGAUCGUCGCCGCCAUCGAGGCCUGCCUGGCCUAGGCCCCGAUAGGGGGGGCUCUGUCGCGACAUGGCGCGAUAUGGCGCGAUAUACCGGGAAAUAUCGCGAUAUCCCGCGAUAUAUCGGGAGAUAUCGCGAUAUGCCGCGAUAUAUCGGGAGAUAUCGCGAUAUCCCGCGAUAUAUCGGGAGAUAUCGCAAUAUCCCGCGAUAUAUCGGGAGAUAUCGCGAUAUAUCGCAAAACAUCAUGAUAUAUCGCAAAAUAUCGGGAGCUAUAUCGGGAAAUAUCGCGAUAUAUCGCGCGAUAUAGUGCGAUAUCGCAGGAUAUUGUGAUAUAUCGUGGGAUAUCGUGCGAUAUCACGAUAUAUCGCGGGAUAUCGCGGGAUAUCUGAUGAUAUCGCGACAUGUCGCGACAGCGCUGCCCCCCCCAGCCCCCCCCAGCCCCUCCCCCGCGCUCCAUGACGGGAAUCGCCGAAACGCCGCCGGCACCGGGCGCUGCCCCGAGCCCCCCGCGCGGGGGAGGGGAACGGGGGGGGAUGGGGGGGGCAGAGCCCGCCCUAAAUCCCCCCAAAAUCCCACCCCAAAUCCCACCCCAAAUUUAACCCAAAAUCCCUUAAUUCCACCCCAAAUCCCACCCUAAAAUCCUGCCCCAAAUUUCUCCCAAAUCCCACCCCUAAUUUUACCCAAAAUCUCACCCAAAAUUCUUCAAAUCCCACCCCAAAUCCCUAAAAUUUCACCCCAAAUUCCUUAAUUCCAUCCCAAAUCCCACCCUAAAUCCCCCCCAAAAUACCACCCCAAAUUUCACCCCAAAAAUCC